This is a messenger RNA of Sphaeramia orbicularis (orbiculate cardinalfish), 3082 nucleotides long. It is a transcript of the gene eif4ba, whose product is annotated as eukaryotic translation initiation factor 4Ba. The record is from RefSeq and is a predicted model, not a curated record. The transcript has 15 exons. Bases 68 to 2029 code for a protein of 653 amino acids. Lineage: Eukaryota; Metazoa; Chordata; Actinopteri; Kurtiformes; Apogonidae. Gene Ontology annotation, molecular function: RNA binding.
AUGCGCGCUCCCGAUAAUAAACCUCUGACGCCUUCAUCCGGGAACUACUACGAACUCGCUCUCCAACAUGGCGGCGUCAGCUAAGAAGAAGAAUAAGAAGGGGAAGACCCUUACUUUGACCGACUUUCUGGCAGAGGACAGUGGAGGUAGCGGUGUGGCCCCCAGUUACCCUACUAAGUCUACAAGCUGGGCAGAUGAGACCGAUGACCUGGAUGGAGAUGUCUCAACUUCAUGGCACACAGAGGAAGAUACGUACCGGGCACCACCAAUCGACCGUUCUAUCCUGCCUACAGCACCGCGAUCUGCACGAGAACCUAAUAUUGACCGGUCCCGGCUGCCCCGUAGCCCGCCUUACACGGCCUUCCUGGGCAAUCUACCUUAUGAUGUCACUGAGGACUCGAUCAAAGACUUUUUCCGCGGCUUGGCAAUCAGUGCAGUGCGUCUGCCUCGAGAGCCCAGUAACCCAGAGAGGCUGAAGGGCUUUGGCUAUGCUGAAUUUGACGAUGUGGAAUCCCUGCUGAGGGCUCUUAGUCUCAAUGAGGAGAACUUGGGAAACAGGAGGAUCCGUGUGGAUAUUGCAGACCAGUCUAAUGAUAAAGAGAGAGACAAUGGACCUAUGGGCGGUCGAGACCGGGGUGGUCGGAUGGCAGACAUGGGUCCUGAUAAGACAGACAGCGACUGGAGGGCUCGGCCCAGUGCAGACGCAGAUGAUGGCCCCCCCAGAAGAGAUGAUGCCUUUGGAGAGAGAUCACGAGAUCGUUAUGAGUCAGAUCGUUACAGAGAUGGACCACGGCGAGACAAUGAUCGCUACGAUAGUGGAAGAGACCGCUAUCGGGAUCGCUACGACGACAGGGAUCGCAGGGAUCGUUAUGAUGACAGGGAUCGCAGAGAUUAUGAUAGAGGAGGUUAUGACUCUCGUGGUGGUGGAGGAGGUCGUCGUGCCUUUGGCAGUGGCUUCCGACGUGAUUAUGAUGACAGUCGGGGUAGCAAUGAUCGCUAUGGCGACCGAGAUCGUUAUGGAGACCGUGAUGACCGGUACGAGAGACGGGAUGACAGGCGUGAGGAAAGAGCUCCUCAGCAGAGACCCAAACUCAACCUGAAGCCUCGUAGCGUGCCCAAGGACGAGGAGGGUGGUGGUGGUGGCGGUGGUGGCGGCGGCGGCGGCGGUGGCGGUGGUACUUCUCCUGGAGUUGCUCCGGCUUCCAGCAGCAGGGCCUCGUCUAUCUUUGGUGGUGCCAAGCCAGUUGACACAGCAGCCAAGGAGAGGGAGGUAGAAGAGAGGCUGAAGAAAGAGGAAGAGAGGCUGCAGAGGCAGCUGGAGGAGGACAAAGGUCGAGGCUCUGACAGGAAGAUGCGAGACAGAGACCCGAGCUGGCGCACUGAAGAGUCUCAUACUGAGCGAUCUCGUACAGGAAGUGAGUCUUCACAGCAAGGAAGCACUUCUGGAAGAGGGUCACGGUGUAGAGAUAGUGAACGGUCUGGGGAGAACGAGGUUUUCGGUGGAAAAGAAGGUGAGCCUGUUUCCCCUGGGGCCUCCUCACAUCCCCCAUCUACCAGCUCCUCCAAGGAGCCACUUAAGGUGAUGCCUGCUCCUCCUCCUAAGGAGAAUGCAUGGGCCAAGAGAAGUGCAGCCAGCACAGGUUCCAGUGAGGGUGAUGGGCGUCAACCAGUCUCUCCAGUUUCCCCCAGUGGUUCAGCUCCAUCUAAGCUCAGCUCAAGCCCUGCUGAUGAAAAAGGAUCGGGAAAAGAUGAGAACAAGGCUGACGGUGUGCGUCGGGACCGGGGGCCCCCACGUGCACGAGGGGGGCCUGCAGGGCCUGGAGCAGGGCGGGGCAGAGGAGAAGGGCCCAACAGAGACCGAAGAAAGGAGGCAGACAGAAAGGACAACAGACGAGACCGAGACUCCCGACCACCACCAGAGCCAAAGAAAUACGAAGAAACCCCAACUCCUAAGUUCAGCUCAGCCAGUAAAUACGCCGCUUUGCUAAUGGAUGGAGACCAAGGAGACGACGGUGAGGACGUCGAAUAGAACGAAAUUAAAUGAGGCUGAAGAGUGCAAGAAGAGGAGAUGAACGACAAACGCAGAAAAAUUAAUCACAUAGCUUAUGAAAAAUCUCCUCACACAGGAAAAGGCUCCUGGGAGGACAUCACUCCCUCCCUCCUUUCCUCCAUCAAACCUGUCCUUUACAUUCAAAGCACCCACCACCCCCCCGCCCCACCUUGAGGACUUUUCAGGUUCUAAAGAAUAGUCACAUACUCGACUUGUUUUAAAUGGAAAAAAGGAGUAGAUGACACUCAUGGAAAUUAUGAUGGAUAAAAUUGAAUUAAUUGUAAUAAAUAAAUGGAAAAAGUGGGGAAAAAAUUGAAUUUGUAUAUUUGUGGAUCACAGAUGUGUUCAGGAUGAGGCUUACGACAACAUGUAGCAUACUGAAUGUUUUUUAUUAUUUCUAUUUUUGACCUGUUGACUUAUUGGACUUUAGACAAAUUUUAGUUAAAAGGCAUAAAAGCUAUUCAUUACCUUUUUAUUCAAUAGGAAAUUUCAUAUUAAAAAAUUCUUUGAAAUCAAUCUUAGAAAAUGUUAGUCAAGAAUCCUGUCUUCCAAUACUAACAAUCAUGAAUGUUAAUACUGGCUACUAAUUUAAAACUAUUUGUCAGUCAUUUAUGCUUCCUUCAAGAAGUCUUUUUGUUUUUAAUUCAGCUGCUUUCACAGUGUUACACAAGAGGACUAUGUAGAGCAUGAAGGAUUCAAGAUUGCAGGAUUGACUGUUCGCAGAGACUGAGGGAAAAGCUGCCGUCGCAAUGAGAAUCAAUCAAGUGCCAUUACUAUUACCCCUAAUCGUUGUACAAAUGUCUCUUUCUACAAUUUCUGAUGAAAUAAUCGCUUCGAUUAAAGGCUCAUAUGGUCUGCUUUCUAGCCGUCGUAGGAUUCUGCACAGCUGUCUAAAUCAUUUACUCUUCCUAAAGUGAGGAAUACAAAUAUUUGGGGAAAGUCUGGAAUUGCCUAUGGUAGGGUUUGAGGAUUUCCAUGAAGAUUAAGUGAACAUGUCUUCCAAUUUUCAAUAAAUUGGGGUCAUUAUGUACA